Molecule: messenger RNA, 1083 nt
Organism: Fusarium sp. VM40
Lineage: Eukaryota; Fungi; Ascomycota; Sordariomycetes; Hypocreales; Nectriaceae
Source: the annotation of a GenBank genome assembly
AUGGCUUCCGCAGGCCUUACGAGUCCCCGAGACUCUGUCAACUCGGUCUCGAGCGUCCGCUCCGGCAGUCGACACCAGGUCAAGCGAUCCAUCACCGAACUCGCGUCGCCCGUCAAGCUCAACCGCCGAAAGGAGAAAGAACGCGACCGAUACAACGAAGAGCGCGCUUCUCAUGCGCAUCACAUUUCCGUCUCACACCCCCUCUCCCCGAACCCUCUGUAUCAGGGCCGAGCUUCGGUAGACAUCAUGACACGGUCGGAAGGCGUGACGCCCUAUAUGAGCCCCGACCAGAGUCGUCGGCCAAGCUUGAUGUUGUCAAGGGAGGAGGAAGCGAAGGUUGUCAACACGACUGCUCCUACAGAACCCAAGACAAACGAGAAGGUUCAAGAAGACCAGGCCAAAACAUCCUCGCAGGUCGAGGGCCUGAAGCAGUCAUUAGUCGAACUAGGCACUUUCUCUACAUCCACAGCACGACGACUGGACGAGACAUACUACGCCGUUCUUCAGAAGAUGAGCACACUCCAGUCGACUGUUUCCGCACUUAAGGAAUUGGCGGAGGAGUCUCAGAGCAUACAUCGUAAUUUCGAAAAGGAUGCUUGCGAGAUCGAGAACGAUAUCACGUCCCAGAUUGCAGCUAUGGGGCAGUUCAAAGAGCACCAGGACAACAUCGAGUCUCUCCAGACUCGCGUUCAGGAUGGUCGCGCAAGGAUCCGAGCUCUGAGUGACAGAGUCGACAUUGUCCGAGAGCAAGUUGAGCAUUGGGAACGUCUCGACAAGAAGUCUCAGGAAAAGACGCGACUGAGGCUGAGGGCCAUUAUGGUCUGUAUUACAGUCGUGUUCCUGGCGGUGCUCGUACUUUUCUUUGGCGCGCAGUAUGUAUCACGGCACGGUGGGUUUUUGGGCAGCGAUGGCUCAAGUACGCCUCGUGUUGCAGAGUCCAUCAUUGAGUCGCAUAAGGGAGCAGGGCACACAGCACUGCCUCUUCGGAGGUAUGAGAAGGGCGAUUCGCCGUAUCUGAAGAGGAAGCAGGCUCAUGCUCAUACUCAUAGAGGAGAAGAGCUACGUGCUUUUGACGAGCUGUGA